AUGGCGUCCGUUUGGGAUUUGUCGUUUUGUAGAAAUUUUUAUAGCUGCGUAUCGGCAAGUAGUGAUGGUACCAUUAAAUUAUGGAGUAUUGGUCAGCAGUGUUGUAUAUCAUCACAUAAAUGUCAUUCAGAAGGAGUUUGGGCUUUGCAGGCAGACUCAAGCUUCUCAUAUGUAUAUUCGGGUGGUCGCGAUAAACAAGUAUUUCGAACGGCGAUUAAUGAUUUCAAAAGUUCCCAAUUGAUGUUUGUUGAAGAUGCGCCCAUUCAAAGGUUGCAACUGACAGAUGUUGAUCGUCCUCGUUCGAUGUGGGCUGCAACUUGGAACUCAUCGAUAAAACGAUGGCAGUUGCCGAGUGAGGGACAGCUGAGUGUGAACAUAGUGGAUGAUGAUAGCUGCUAUGAGGAUAUGGUACCGUUCGUUUACGAGCCUGACCUCAUCAUACCCGAUACGGACGAUAACGUGGCUGUUUGGGAUGUGCUGAAGGGAAGAAAAGUAUCUGAUCAUGGGAGGCGACCAAUGGAAGAGGUGAUAAAGGAUAAUUUCAAGAAGGUUUUUGUCCCGUCUUGGUUCACCGUUGAUCUCAAAAGUGGCAUGCUGCAAAUAACUCUCGAUGAAUCGGAUUUCUUCUCUGCGUGGGUAUCUGCUAAAGACGCUGGCUUUCCGGAAAGACAAACCGAUACAAAAAGUUUGUUUUCGGGUCAAUAUACCUGUUGUUAUCACUUCAAAAGAGUAAUUUUUCUUCGAAGAGAUUGA
This is a messenger RNA of Anisakis simplex (herring worm), 753 nucleotides long. The record is from the annotation of a GenBank genome assembly. Lineage: Eukaryota; Metazoa; Nematoda; Chromadorea; Rhabditida; Anisakidae.